Molecule: messenger RNA, 2496 nt
Organism: Anarrhichthys ocellatus (wolf-eel)
Lineage: Eukaryota; Metazoa; Chordata; Actinopteri; Perciformes; Anarhichadidae
Exons: 15
Coding region: 1-2496 (831 amino acids)
Molecular function (GO): protein binding
Source: RefSeq, a predicted model, not a curated record
AUGGAAAGUGCAAAUGCAGAGAAACAGCGGCCUCGUAGGCGGCCAUGGAGAAAGAGCACUCCACGUCUUUCACGCGGGCUGCUCUGCUGCUCAUGUUUGCGCGGUGAGGAGAGGGAUCCUCUGCAGCAGCAGGAAGAGAAGAUUAACGGGGACUCUCGGCAUCCACACUUGGAUCAACGGGGAUCAGGUGAGAGGGAGGCUAUCCAGAUUACGAUAGAGGAUCUGGGGAUAGUUAACACCAGCUUCAGCCUGUUCGAGGAGGACCCCCUGACCUCCAGCAACAGCACGGCCCGCUCAGCCAGCUCUGUGUCUGCCUGCCUGAGGGCUCUGAAAAAGAAACGACUGAGGCCUCUGUCUUCACUCCCUGUAGAGAUCCAGGGAAAACUGGCCAUCACUUCUACCAGUGGAGAAGAUGAAGAGGUGGACGACCCGCCAGCUCCUGGAAGCCUCCUGAGACCGCCUGUCAUUAAUCUGAUCCCACCCACUCCAUCUGACGUCGUUGACGACGAUCAAUUCUUUGACAUUAAUUCAGAAGAAAGUGUGGCAAAUACAUGUGGCAGUGGUGGAAGCUUUGAUGCUGGUGACCAGGAGCGCUAUGUGGAAAAGAUGGAGAGUGCUGAGGCAAAAGAGUCAACGGGGGAAUUCACACUGGCUGAGAAUAAGGUCAGUGCUGAUAAUUCAGCUGAGCCUGAAGAGGGCCUACGUGAUGAAUCUGGAGACGAAAGACAGGCUGUGACAUCCAGAGAGGAGGAUAAAGAGAAAACAAAGCCCAGGCUCUUACGUUGCGCCUACCAGGUGGCUCCUCUCCCUAAGUACCCUCAGAAAAGCAGCUUCAACACUGGGAUAAAUCUCUUGUCAUUUACUGAGCACAACUUUGAUGAACUGAGCAACAGAGAUGUGAACUGCUUCGACAUGCUGAAAGAUGAACUCUGCCUCCUUCCUCGCGCUGCCAACAUGGACACAUUUACUCAUCAAAGGAGGCCCAUAAUGCGCUCCUGCAGUCUUGAGGACCCGCUGACCAGGAGCUCCACUUUCCACACUUUAUCCCAGACUACAGACCACCAGGAAGAGGAGGGGCCGCUACGACAACGACGCAUAACCGUUGCAUCAUAUAUGCCUCAGUCUAAGGAUCAGAAUGGAAACUUCCCCGAGAAGGACGUGGACAGGCAAGUGGCCAAAUGUCUUGGGGAGCUGAACACAGAUGAAGUCUGCCAGUGGUUUAGCAGUAUUGGACUGCAGAAGUGUCUUCCUUUCAUCAGAGAUGUAAAACUGUGUGGAGCAGACAUAGCGUCGGUGGAUGUGAACACUCUGGACAUCCUCCACAUCGCCACACUGGAGGAGAGGGAGCAGCUACUGUCGGCCAUUUAUAAGGAGCUGCACCCUUCCAGCCCAAUCACCCAGAGACUCGACGCUUUGCUUGAAUCCUUAGGCCCUAACAAUGUUGAGACGUUCACUGCAACAUUAGUGUCAAUGAGCACAUCUAAGUCCUCUCCUCAUGUGAGCUGCCUGAGCAUGAAUCGCCGUUCCCUCAAGCUCAGAAACAACAGCCAAAACUCCAUGGGACAGAGGAAUGCUCAGAUGAUAGAGAUUACUAUUAAUGCAUCAGAGCGGAUCGUUCAUCUCCGAACCCCAAAGGAAACAACAGUGGGAAAAAUCAUGGAUUCGUGCAUCAAAAUGUUGGGAGUGACAGACGAUAAGAGCCUCUUCAUACUGAGAGAAAAGCAAGGUUCAUCAGAAGACCUCCCACCAGAUCAGCAGAUUGACAGCCUACUGACAUCGACAUCCGAGAACAGACAAUUGGAGCUGCACUUGUGUAAAACGGUCCAGGAGCUCCACCACGGCCUGGUGGCAUUUUGCUCAGAGAUAAAGAACAUGGAUGGAGAUGUGGAUGUAGACAGGCUGAGCUCCGCUGAGCUGAAGGAGAGGCUGGAGUUGGUUAAAAGCCGUCUGAACGACAAGAGGCAGAGCCUGCAGACCCUCAGAGACAACAUUAACAACUCCACUGCUCACAAGAAGAAAUUGUCUCCUAUUACUCUGUCCUCCAUUUUCUACUCCAAGGAGAAAGGUCGGAAAAGAAGUUUGGCCAUUGGUAGCCUGAGCCAGCUGGUGUCACCACAGUCUCCUGCCAUGCUGCUGGUUGUGCAAGAGAACCGUGACCCUGAUGGCCACUAUGGCUUCUCGUGUCGCCACAGAGAAGGCAGCGGACUAGUGGUGGUCAAGGUGGACAACUCUCACCUCUGUGUGGAUGACAGACUGGUGGAGGUGAAUGGUGUGCUGGUGGUCAACUCUACACAGGAAGAGCUGAGUGACAUCCUGCUCCAGGGACCCAGCGCCAAAAUUGUUGUCCUUCGCCAGCCCCCGCCCACCCCCACCUCCCAGCAGCACCCUCUGCUCCCGCAGUGCAUCGUCAACCCUGAUCUCGUGCAAACAAUCAACCAAGAACGGGAUGUGGUCAGCAUCGAAAGCCCUCCGCGACGGAAGGUGAUGGCCAUCUGA